This is a messenger RNA of Medioppia subpectinata, 1761 nucleotides long. NCBI's taxonomy places the organism in Eukaryota, Metazoa, Arthropoda, Arachnida, Sarcoptiformes, Oppiidae. The record is from the annotation of a GenBank genome assembly.
AAUUUAAUAAAACAAUUAAAUCUAUAAAAUUAAUUAAUCAAAACUACCACGAUGAAAAUAAUUACGUUAUUUUAUGUAAGUUUGUUAAGUGUGUCCAUUCAGUGGUCGGGCGCAGCAAAACAAGCACCAAAUAUAGUGGUGUUUUUGGCGGACGACAUGGGAUGGGCUGACGUGGGCUAUCACUCGGACCAUAUGCUGACGCCAAACAUCGACUCUCUGGCCGCCGACGGCGUUGUACUCAACCAUUACUACACACAACCGCUCUGUAGUCCGAGCAGAGGGGCACUGCUCACAGGCGUACACCCCAUACACACUGGCCUACAAAACUCGGUGAUACUUCACUGGUCGCCCACUGGACUGCCCCUUAACUUUAAACUAUGGCCACAAUAUCUUAAAGAUGCGCAUAAUUACUCAACACAUAUUGUCGGAAAAUGGCAUUUAGGUCACGCCCGCAAGGAAUUCACGCCGACAUACCGGGGCUUUGACUCACACGUGGGCUUUUGGGGCGCCGGACAGCACUAUUACAAUCACAGCGACUGUUAUUUCAAAGGCAAUUGUUAUCUAGAUUUUUAUCAUAAUAUGGAUGUGAUUAGAGACGCGUCGGACAUCUAUUCAACAGAUUAUUUCACCGAUCGGUGCCUUCAUAUAAUCGACCAACAAAACACAUCGCAACCCCUGUUUCUAUACGUGCCCUAUCAGGCCGUGCACUCGGCGAGGGUUGGGUUGACUCUGGAGGCGCCCCAGAAGUACAUCGAUAUGUUUGCGUACAUUGAGUCGGAUGUGCGUCAAAAGUUUGCCGCAAUGGCCUAUAGUAUGGACGCCUCUAUUGGCACAGUUAUGCAGGCGUUGCACAACAAACACAUGUUAGACAACAGUAUUGUGAUAUUCAUCAGCGAUAACGGCGGCGAUAAUCUGGAAAUAGUGGGUAACGGAGCGUCUAACAGACCUCUUAGGGGCGCAAAGUUUGGUUUAUUUGAAGGAGGCAUACGAGUGCCGGCACUGGUCUGGAGUCCACUCCUCAACAAAAGUGGUUACGUUUCCGACGCUUUGGUUCACGUGACAGACCUCUUGCCCACAGUGUUGGACGCCAUCGACGGCACCGGCAUUCAAGACCAGCAAAAUAUUUAUGGUGUAUCGCAAUGGGAUGUGCUGUCAAACGAUGGCCGACCCGUGCGGUGGGAAAUCCACCACAACGUGGACCCGGUGUGGAACGGGUCGGCCAUACUAUGGCACGACUGGAAACUCGUCCAAACUCCCAACCCUAGCAGUCCGUCAAUGGGCGACUGGCGUUCACAACAGGGCUAUACCGACAGUCAAAUCCUGCUAAACCACACGCAAUCAUUUUCCACACGUCAGUCCACUGAACGCCGGAAUAGUAAAACGUAUGGCGUAUUGUCGGCGAUGAGCCGUAAACCCGAUUAUAGCGUAUUGAAGGGGUCGGCGGUCGAGUGCCCACCCCUUCCCUCUACGGCCGACACACCGACCGAUUGUAAGACAAAGUUGUGUUUGUUUAACAUAAGGCACGAUCCGUGCGAACGGCACGACCUGAUCGGCGAGAUUGAGGCCGAGUUUGUGGCCAUUUUAUGGGACCGUUUGGUGGAGUUUAACCGCACGGCUGUCCGCCCGUUAACGCUGACCCCAAAUGACUAUAAAAACAGUGAUCCAACACUUUAUAACAAUACUAUAGUUAAUUGGUUAGACUAUAUCGAUAGCAGUGAUCACAAAACCGAUGUUCCCGUUAUUAUGGAUAGAACUGAAUUG